AUGAUCAUGAAGAGCAUAACCCAGGUACGGAGGGACAAUGUUGGAGAAUUUCUAAACAUGGGUUCAGCCACCCCAGCUACCAACUGGACUAACAACACAGCAGUGAAUGAAAGUGUCUACAAUCAAUAUUUAAACUGUUCUACGUAUGGUACAAUGUUCUACACACUGAAUAUUCUUACUGUCAUCGUUUCCCUGGUCGGGCUGGUUGGAAAUGCCAUAGUGCUUUUCCUUCUUGGCUUCUGCAUGCACAGGAAUACCUUCUCUGUCUACAUCCUCAACCUUGCCGGGGCUGACUUCCUCUUCCUCUGCUUUGAGACUUUAUAUUCCCUGGAGAAGCAUUUUGAUGUCCAUGGCAUCUACAUUGAUAUACCCAACUCUUUGAAUAUUUUGCUCAAUUUUGCUUACCUUGCAGGUCUGAGCAUGCUCACUGCCAUUAGUGCUGAGCGUUGCUCUGUUGUGUGUCCCAUCUGGUAUCGUUGCAGACGCCCAAGACAUACAUCAACUGUCAUGUGCACUCUGCUCUGGGCCUUGUCCCUGCUGUUGAGCCUCCUGGAAGGGAAGGCAUGUGGCUGGCUUUAUAGUUUUGAUUAUGGUUGGUGUAUGAAACUAGAUUUCAUCACUUUUGUCUGGUUAAUUGUGUUAAUUGUAGUCCUCUUAGGGUCAACCCUGACUCUGCUCUUCAGAAUUUUCUGUGACUCAAGACGGAUACCAGUGACCAGGCUGUAUGUAACCAUUGCCUUCACAGUGCUGGUCUUCCUACUCUUUGGCUUGUCCUAUGGGAUUUACUGGUUUUUCUUAUUUUGGACUGGGGUAGUUUUCAUCUGCAAUGUUUUUGAAAUGUCAUCAUUUUUAUCCUGUGUUAACAGCUGUGCCAAUCCCAUCAUUUACUUCCUUGUUGGCUCCAUUAGGCAUCACAGGUUACAACAGCAGACUCUGAAGAUGCAUCUGCAGAGAGCCAUUCAGGACACUCCUGAGGAGGAAGUUGGAGUGAGGGGCUCUUCAGGAGAGCCUGAAGAGCAGGAGACAGUCUUGUGCAGCAGUUGA
Microtus ochrogaster (prairie vole) is the source of this 1044-nucleotide messenger RNA. RefSeq names its product mas-related G protein-coupled receptor member B4-like. Gene Ontology annotation, cellular component: plasma membrane. Lineage: Eukaryota; Metazoa; Chordata; Mammalia; Rodentia; Cricetidae. Gene Ontology annotation, biological process: G protein-coupled receptor signaling pathway. Gene Ontology annotation, molecular function: G protein-coupled receptor activity. The record is from RefSeq and is a predicted model, not a curated record.